UUGAGUAUUUUCUCAAUUAGUGACAGUAUAAGUUCCAUAUUUUUAAAACCUAGACUAGAAGACCACAUUUUCUCAUCAACCUAAAGGAAUAAUGUUACACCGCAAACAAAUCCCAACCAUCAAUUCCUUCCUUCGACUAUUCACAACCGUUAAUCAUCCCACCCCUUUCGAAUUCAAUUUUUCCCUCCAAAGGCUGCGCGUGCAUCCCACACACCAUCACUUAGAACAACUCCUCUCUUCUUUCUUCGCUAUUCCAACACCUCUUUCUUCACAAACAUACGCCACGCUAUUCCACGCGUGUGCUCGCCUCAAUCGCCUCGAUAUUGGCAAAAAACUCCACCACCACAUGCUUUCCCAUGACGUAAUUACAGCAACAACAGCAUAUCCAGUAAAAUCCCAUAAAGUGGUGUCUGGGGAUAGUUAUGUGUACAUAGACUUUACCCCUACUUUGGGAGGUAGACAGACAACUAAAGAACUUUACGCGAUUAAUCAUCUUGUUAACAUGUACGCGAAAUGUGGUGAUCUUGAAUGUGCUCAUCAUCUGUUUGAUGAAAUGCCUGAAAGAAACGUUGUUUCUUGGACUUCUCUUAUUUCGGGCUACGCUCAAUAUGGAAAGAUUGAUCGAUGUUUUCGCUUGUUUUCCAACAUGUUAGAUCAUUGUAGGCCUAAUGAUUUUUCUUAUGCUAGUGUUCUUUCUGUGUGUGAUGGAUCGCGUGGUAAGCAAGUGCAUGCACUUGCGAUUAAAACAGGUUUUGAUACGUGUGUUUAUGUGGGUAAUGCUUUGAUUGCAAUGUACUCGAGAAAUAGUUCAAUGGGUGGUAACCAUAGUGAGGCUUGGAAGGUUUUCAAUGAUAUGGAAUUCCAUAAUCUUGUUUCGUGGAAUACGAUAAUAGCAUUGUUUCAAAUGUGUGGACAAGGUGAUAAGGCGAUGAGGUUUUUCUCCGUAAUGCAUCGUGAUGGUUUGGGGUUUGAUUGUGCCACUCUUGUCAGUGUACUUUGUUCUCUCUUAGGAAUGGAUGAAAUUGAUUUUUCCUGGGGUCUUCAAAGUUGCUUCCAGUUGCAUUGUGUUACUGUGAAAACCGGGCUUAUACUAGAUGUUGGGAUUGUUACUGCUUUGGUGAAAGCUUAUUCAAUUCUUCGAGGAGAGGUUAGUGAUUGUUAUAAAUUAUUUCUGGAAACAAAUGGAUGUCAAGAUCUCGUGUUGUGGACUGAAAUAAUUGUGGCGUUUUCAGAAAGAGAUCCUGAGAAAGCUAUUCUCCUUUUUGGUCAGUUGCACCGGGAGGGGUUAAGUCUAGAUAGUUAUGCUUUUUCUAUUGCACUGAAAGCUUGUGCAGGACUCGUGACAGAUAGAAAUGCCUUGAUGGUGCACUGUGAAGUGAUUAAAUCUGGUUUUGUGGAUGCUGUAGUGCUUGGAAAUGCAUUAAUUCAUGCAUAUGCAAGGUGUGGCUCAAUAUCUCAGGCCAACCAGGUUUUCAAGGAGAUGAGAUAUAGAGAUAUUGUGUCAUGGAAUUCGAUGUUGAAGGCUUAUGCAUUGCAUGGCAAAGCAAAUGAAGCAUUGGGUCUUUUUGGUAAAAUGGAUGUGAAACCUGAUGCGACCACUUUUGUUGCUCUGCUCUCAGCUUGCAGCCAUGCUGGAAUGGUGGAAGAAGGGAUUCAAAUUUUCGAUUCUAUGUUUGAAAAACACGGUAUUGUUCCUCAACUCGAUCAUUAUGCAUGUAUAGUUGAUAUUGUUGGCCGAGCAGGUCAUAUUUUUCAAGCGGAGAAAAUAAUAAAAGAAAUGCCGAUGCAACCAGAUUAUGUGGUGUGGAGUGCAUUUCUUGGAGCAUGCCGCAAACAUCGUGAAUCUGGGCUGGCCCAAAUAGCUGCAUCUAGGUUGAAGGAUUUAGAUCCAGGAAAUUCAUUAGGAUAUGUACUCAUGUCAAAUGUGUACUGCUCAGCCCAUAGCUUCGAUGAAGCAGGUCAUCUUAGGAAGCAAAUGAGAAGGCUUGGUGUUACGAAGCAGCCCGGAUUGAGCUGGACAGAAGUUGGGGGAUUGGUGCAUGAGUUUGCUUCUGGAGGCCUGCAACAUCCAGACAGGAAAGCUAUAUAUACUAAGCUGGAGGACUUUGUGAAAGAACUGAAACAUAUUGGUUACAUUCCCGAGAUAACUUCAUCUUUACAUGACAUUGAAGAAGAACAGAAAGAAGAGCAAUUAUAUUAUCACAGUGAGAAGCUUGCACUGAUAUAUGCUUUACUAGAUGCUAGUAGAUCUCCUUCCAGCUGCUGUGCCAUUAAGAUUAUAAAGAACAUCCGUAUUUGUUUGGACUGCCACAACUUUAUGAAGUUAUCAUCAAAGCUAAUAGAGAGGGAGAUUGUUGUGAGAGAUUCAAACCGUUUCCAUCAUUUUAAGAAUGGGGCCUGCUCUUGCAAUGAUUAUUGGUAGACUCA
This is a messenger RNA of Lycium barbarum (goji berry), 2427 nucleotides long. Its product is annotated as pentatricopeptide repeat-containing protein At1g71420. Lineage: Eukaryota; Viridiplantae; Streptophyta; Magnoliopsida; Solanales; Solanaceae. The coding region runs from base 92 to 2422 and encodes 776 amino acids. Gene Ontology annotation, biological process: RNA modification. The transcript has a single exon. Gene Ontology annotation, molecular function: zinc ion binding; RNA binding; protein binding. The record is from RefSeq and is a predicted model, not a curated record.